This is a messenger RNA of Stylophora pistillata, 3392 nucleotides long. RefSeq names its product RYamide receptor-like. Gene Ontology annotation, molecular function: G protein-coupled receptor activity. Gene Ontology annotation, cellular component: plasma membrane. Gene Ontology annotation, biological process: G protein-coupled receptor signaling pathway. The record is from RefSeq and is a predicted model, not a curated record. Lineage: Eukaryota; Metazoa; Cnidaria; Anthozoa; Scleractinia; Pocilloporidae.
UUCGGAUUUUGGAUUUUGCUUGUGAGGAAGUUCGGAUCGUGGAUCUGAACGAUCGUCAGAAAUGCGUUGUUUUCUGAGUAUGUGUAUUUUUUUGUCACGGACGAGACUCUCUGCAUGUCACGCAUCAGGGAAAUAGUAACGCACUGAACCGUCUGCUGUGUUCGCGCCCUUAUCCAUGACACUGUACCCCACCGAUUGCGAUUCGCUCGAUGGGAAAGCCAUUGCCUAGCUAACACACAACAACUCAAGGUGCGUUUUUCACCUUUGUACGAGACAAUUAGCGAACGGAUUCGGAUUUAACAAUAUUUUUUAACGGAUUGACGGAUUUGGUUAUCAAAUCGUAGCGGAUCAGCGGAUUUGCAUACACCUAUUCACCCCCCCUCUUUAAGAUGUAUGCCAUUUUAAUGAAAAUGUACCACCACUUAAAGACCUUUAAAUAGCACUAUGUUCCUAAAGAAUAUUUUAACACAAAACUCUGAUGAAAUUACAUCCAUCACCUUGGAAGAAGAUAAAGUAUGCUUUAUUAACUUUUUGCUUAAGUAAAUCAGUGUUCCAGUUUUGUGCAAACAACUCGACAAGCUCUUCAAACACGUUUUCAGCUUGGUUGGUAUCUUCAUUUUUAAUUUUCAUUAAUUAAAAAAGCCACUCCUAGAGACGAUUUAUAUCAUAUUAUUGCUCAACCGUUUUUUUUUCUUCUACUUUUUGUGGGUUUACUUAUUCAAGAUCAAGAAUAGCCUUUUUCUGGAGGUGAUCACUGAUAUCGAGAUUUUUUAUAAUUUUUUUUUUCAAAAACGUUCGGCGGCAAAAUAAAAGGAACGGAAUGAACUGAUGAUGAUAACGAAAGAGUUUGAAAAUAAUGCAAGCAACGAGAAGUUCAUGGGUAUUCCCACUCAAACUUUCGAGGCAGAUGAUAAUUUUUACAAAUAUCAAAAAUCGGUUCGGUGUUCGGUCACACUUAAAGGACGAGGUUACCCAUGGCAUCUGAAAAUUUUAAGCACUUUAAGGCGAGACUACCAUUAAAAUAGGAAAUUUUGGAUCUCUGAGAUAUGCCUGGCUGUAUGUUUUUUCUUUGUUCUGAAAAGCCAGAAGAUUCUUCAGUUACCGAAAUGUAAUUCUUUUUUCCGAUCCGAUGUUUAACCCAGUUGCAAUACCUUUUAGCCCUUCCAAUUGUAGCUGAGUUUAAAAUAAUCAUGAUUUAACCUCGUUUUGAUCCAUGACACCAAAAGAAUGAUAUAAAACAAAAUUUUAUUCGCUUAAAUAAAGAAAUCCUUUAAUUAAAAGGGGUAAUUUAAAUUACAACUGAAGAGAUCAAGAAAGGUGAUAAAGGAGGUUGUCCUACAUUCAUCUCGUAAGCACAGAUAGGCGAACAUUUUACAGUUGUCAAUUUCAUUUGAGCUUAAAAUAUUUUCGUACUCUAGAUCUUUGAUUGUCCUUGUGGUCACGCUUCCUGAAAAAUCGCAUUGGUAAUUAACAUCAUCGAUCUUACAUAGAUUACAGAAAUUCCCGUGAAGAGUCUCAGAUCAAAUCUCUUUCUAAUCCAAUUUCUUUUUUUCUUGCUUGAGUUAAAAAGUCACGACAAAAGAAUGAAAGACCUCUAUGCUACGAUCGACGGUGGACUGUUGUCGGUUAUCUGUUGUCAAAAUUUGGAGCUAAGAGAUUACAAGUCUUUAAGGUGGCAGUGGUCUCCCAUACAUUCUAUCGCAGCAACAGGAAAACAGAAACCAAAGAUGACGUUAAAAGAGACCGAGGUGGUUAUUUUCACAGUCCUGUACGCCGUCGCGAUGCUCGUAGCAUUUUCGGGGAAUGGUUUCCUCAUCUAUAUCGUGUGGAAGAAACCUGAAGUAAGAUCGCUGACAAGCUUCAUGUUCGUCAACAUGGCCAUCGCUGAUUUGCUGGUGACGUUGGUUGUGAUGCCCUGGUCGAUUUCCCAACUCUAUACAGACGGUUUAUGGAUGAUACCGGGAAUAUUGGGAAAAAUCACGUGCAAAUUUAUCGUAUACACUGCCUUUGUCACUAUAACAGCGUCCAUCCUCUGCCUGACACUCAUGGCAGUCGAUAGGUAUUAUGCCAUUGUUCAUCCCUUCCGCCGCCAGCUUUGGUUCCGAAAGCCUAAACUGACAGUACCAUUUAUUUGGAUCUUGUCAUUGGCCUCUAUGUCCAUUUUCCCUGUUGUUCAAACCGUGGAAGACCACAAUUCCGAAUGCACGCUAUCUGUUUACGUUUUGGGUGAUCCAUUCAGGGCCCUGCGAGGGAUAUUCCUAUUCCUGGUAGUGGUCAACUAUCUGAUUCCUUUGACUGUUACUUCUGUCAUUUAUACUAUUACCGCAUGGAGGUUAUGGUUCCAUGUUGCACCUGGAGUGGAACAUUUGACAGGAAACCGAGAGCGCCUUGAAACCUCGAAGAGGAGAGUUGUUAAGAUGCUCAUCAUUGUUACCUGUACCUUUGCCCUUUGCUGGCUCCCAGCACAGGUGGUUCACAUGAUAUUUGUCAUGCAAGCAUGGAAUAUUGAGGUAACUCUUCAGCCGAUUGUCAUGUUUGUGUGUUUUUGGUUUGGUCACUCCAACAGCGCCAUCAACCCAUGGCUUUACAUAUUCCUCAGCAGCAAGAUCAAUACGGCAUUUACAAGAAUCAUCAGUAGAAAAAGCAGCCGGUCGCCUCUGAGUCUCAGUAUCAAAACAUCAAAUUCCUUUUUACCACCUGAAGACGAAGCUGUCCAGAAAGAGUCAACACUGUAAUCUCUCUCAUAACAUGGAAGAUGUGUCACCAGUCUUGAUAAUUGUACUUAGAAAGCGAAACUUUCUUAAAACUUAUUUCAUAUGACACCAUAUAUACAGUGUGAUAAAGGUGAUAAGCUAGGUAAUUUAAUGUGACAUUGAUAAAUUCAAGUGAUUUAGACAACUGAUUUAGACAACUGUUCUGUCGCAAAGUGAACUGUACGUAGGAGGGAAUGGUCUUUAAUGGAUAAUUACUGAGGCAUAUGGCAUUAUGAGAAAUAUUGCAGCCAGCUUCGGCCUACGGCCUCCGCCGUAAUUACUUCGGCCUACGACCUCAGCUGGCUGCAAUAUUUCUCAGAAAUGCCAUGUGCCGAAGUAAUUAUCUAUUAUAAUUCUCGAUCCCCAUGAAAUCCUAUUGUUCUGUGUCUGUGUUGGAUCUUCGAUUUUAGUCGCACCUGUGUGUGAUGAUUGUGAUGCUCACUGCUAUUGUUCUUUGUUGUGAUGAAUAUAUCUUAGAUUUUAAUUGUGCCGAGGUUGUUAUUGUAGCUCGUUGUUAUAGUUGUUCAAAACAGUUCUAAAGAUUGAAUUAAUUCGUGCAAGGCGUGUAACACUGCUAAUUUGCAUACUUUAUAAGCCAGAGAAUUCAGUCAUAUUACUCAUUGCGAACCUGGGUUUAGA